Molecule: messenger RNA, 1398 nt
Organism: Fonsecaea nubica
Lineage: Eukaryota; Fungi; Ascomycota; Eurotiomycetes; Chaetothyriales; Herpotrichiellaceae
Exons: 1
Coding region: 1-1398 (465 amino acids)
Source: RefSeq, a predicted model, not a curated record
AUGGCUCCCCGAUCUCCCACUCAAGCCUUCGAUCCUACCCCAGCGCUCGAGCAUGACCCAGACAACUUUUCUCCACUCACUCACCCCCGUACAAUGAGCUCGUCCCUUGAAUUCAGGGCCGUGCGCUUCUCAGAUCCUCCCACGAUGCCAGCCAAAGGCCGUCACUCGAUAGCCGGCACAAAUGUACCCCUACUCCCCCCGAUAUCUUCUGCGAGUCAACUGCCAAAGCAUGGUUUUCAGAUGACCAACCCCACACCUGAAGUGGACAUCACGGCCUAUAUGGAGCAAUGCCGGUUGUGGAAUACGCAGCUCAGACAAUCUCACGAGAGCGAGCGAAAAGCUUGGGAUAUUGAACGAACCGCGCUGAAAGCACGGAUAGCCGCAUUGGAGCAGAAACUCAACAAGAACAGAGACCCUAAGAGGAGAUCGAGCAAUGACUCGUCGGCGACAAGUCUUCGCUCGUUCAAAACGGACUUUCAACCUUUUGGAAUCAAUGGCAAACACCGCUCUCGCAUCUCUCCCGAACCCACCAUUGCAGAACCACCAGUCUGGCGAGGUCCUGAAUCCACUCCUCCGGUGACCAGGGUUUUUGCCAGCGAGGACGAAGUGUGCCAUCUCCCAAGCAUUUCAGAGGAUGAAGCCCUGCCUCCCUUGUCCAAGGAGGUCUCACCCACCUCUGGCGGCCAAGAGAAUAUCCCGAUACCCAUCGAGCAGGUCGACAAAACCUUGGACGGCAUUACCCUCAAAUCGGCGGCCUUGACCUCGUCGUUCGACAAGGAGAUCACCAGUCCGCAGUUUGCUAGUCCCGCGCUGUCCCCUGUACCACAACCUACCAAAGAGGACUCUCUCAGACUGGACGUCAACUCUCUCAUCUCGCCGCUCGAUGAAAAGUUGAAGCGACAUGCCGGACACACACCCAUGGCUUUUGACGGUACUCUCUCCUCGGACGCUGCGAGUAGUGUGUUGACUCCAAAGCAAGAAGAACCGCUUGCCCCCGCCCCCACCACGCGUCCACCUCUGCGUCCUUCGGAGAACUCUGACUCUUACUUUUCGUUCACUUCCGCGCCCGACGACAAAGGAAAGGAGAAUCAGAUUAUAGAAGAGCUGCCGGAGCUGGAGCCAGUUUAUGAGACACGUGAUGAUCCUUCUCUGAGAGGACCACUCAUGCUGGACCCCAACGCUAAGACGGUGGAAUCGGCUGCAUUCUUGAAUAUUCUCGAUGGUAGACUCAUUGAGGAGAAACAACACCAGGACAAGGCCGAGUCCAGUCUGUCAAGCGGCAACGAUGAGCACAGCGCAAGCGAGCAACCAAGAGGAUCUUCUGCUAACGACGAUGACAUGCCAAGGCUAAGAAUGAGAAAUAGCAUGAACUUUGGUAGUGCAUGGGGUCGCAUAUAG